CGAGCCAAUAACCACGUCAGGUGUCUUCACGAACACACUCUAGGAAAUAAGCCCGUUACGUGUUGUUUUCCGCGUCCAGUCUUCAUCCAGCCUCUUGAGCACUUGAGUCACCAAGUAUACGGAGAUCACCAGUCUCUCUUCAUUCGGAUUUUUUGUCACCUGCAAUUCGCAACAGUGUUUAAUAAGUGAAAGUCUCAUCGCCUUCGCUUUGCGCAGAUUAGUUGAAAUGCGUCAGCCAUCGCUCAUGCAGACCUUGUUCAUCCUUGGCGUUGUCUUCUCCUUCACAUCUGCAGGAAUUCUCAAACGUAUUCAGCAAAUUCCGAAUCCCAUUUCGUCUUUCCUGCUCGGUUGGAGGGAGGCCAAUGGUACCGACACGGGCGCUGACGAAAGCGAAGUGGAAAGCUUGUUACCUCCACCGUUGCCGCCCGUCCUUCCCAACGUGACCAAUUAUUCGCAUUACAAGUCGGAAGGGCAAACCGUCAGCUCGACGGUUGUCGUGCCCACUGCCGACGGCGGCCACCGCAAUGUAGACUUGUGCGAAGGCAACAUCCUUGUGCCAUUGUCCAACGAUCGCAAUACUUUGAUUGAGGAGACUUUCAAAUCGACGAAAUUCCCUUAUGAACGUGCCACUCCUCUCAUCUGUUCCUGGAACGUUAGGGUGAGUGACAACUGUCGUCGCGGAUUAGUUACGAUGACAAUCAACAAACGCAGUCGAUUAGCUGAGGUGGAAGGAUGCGCUAAAGGAUAUUAUCGAGUCUCUCCCUUCAUGAAAGAAGCCAAAAUCUGUGGACGUAUCGAAACUGUACCGACCUUCCAGUGGUACGUCGAAGAUCAACAACCCGAAAACGUCACCAUCAGUCUGAGACACGUCGGACUCAACGACGGCUACUGGGAGGGAUUGUCUUUCACCUUGUCAGGUGAAUGUCUCCCCAACAAAUCUGAUUUAUCCAUCAGCAAAGCUGUGAAAUCCUAUAGCAAUUGGCUGCAUCAGCUUUCCAGGGAAUCUGAAGCACUCGAUCUUGUGGUGGUGACGCAAUAACUCAUCCUACUCGGUGACGCAUCCAACUCGACCACCAAAGGCGUGCAAAACAAAAGGGGCGUAUAUCUCUCUGACGCAACCUUCAUCAAGGUCUUAAUUAUACGCACCAUGUCGGUUUAGAAACACAAAAAGAGUUCAUGUAGGGAGGGGGCAUCAUUUUAUUCAUGUGGUCCAUGUAAACCUAUAAUGUUAUUUAUGUAUCAGUUUGACAUAACUUAUUAUACACGUUGACACGUAAACGUUUGUUUUCCCAAUAAACAAGAGGAAAAAUGGCA
Messenger RNA from Daphnia magna, 1314 nucleotides. RefSeq lists its product as uncharacterized. The record is from RefSeq and is a predicted model, not a curated record. Lineage: Eukaryota; Metazoa; Arthropoda; Branchiopoda; Diplostraca; Daphniidae. The transcript is spliced from 7 exons. The coding region runs from base 227 to 1039 and encodes 270 amino acids.